Pieris rapae (cabbage white) is the source of this 629-nucleotide messenger RNA. RefSeq names its product myosuppressin (gene MS). The coding region runs from base 54 to 353 and encodes 99 amino acids. The transcript is spliced from 3 exons. NCBI's taxonomy places the organism in Eukaryota, Metazoa, Arthropoda, Insecta, Lepidoptera, Pieridae. The record is from RefSeq and is a predicted model, not a curated record.
UACGCCGCACUUGUAGCGUCGAUCGUCGCCGUAGAACCACCGUAGCAGUAACAAUGUCUUUCGGAAUCUGUGAACUCUCCCGCCUAGCGCUUUGGUGCGCGGUGGUAGCGUUUUUCGCUAACUGCGUAAACGGUGCGCCGGCGCAACUGUGUACUGCAGCAGCUGAAAACGACCCAAGGGCUGCGCGCUUCUGUCAGGCACUUAACACGUUCUUGGAGUUAUAUGCCGAGGCAGCAGGCGAACAAGUGCCUGAAUACCAAGCCCUAGUUCGUGACUACCCUCAACUGUUGGACUCCGGCAUGAAGAGGCAAGACGUCGUCCACUCCUUCCUUCGUUUUGGCCGCAGGCGCUGACGGUCAUCGCUGCGACGUAAACGCGCUUAAACCGACCCCGAAACGCAAUGCUAAAUUAUAACCCUUUAUUAUUUGUCCAAAACAUUAUGUAAGUUAGUCAUACAUUCAUCAUUUAUAAUGCUAACGUCGCCAAGAACAGACGUCUCUCUCCUUGUAGAUUAAUAAAUGUACUUAUUGUUCCAAGUAUUAUAGAUUUAAGUAAAUUGUUGGCAUUUAUGUCGCGUUUCAUUUGAUAUGCAUUAUAUUUAAUGUUUUAAAUAAAUACUUAUAUGUGAA